AAACAAAGAAGGGACCUGAUUGUCCUCCGCAGCCGCUGUCACACGCAAGCGUGAAACCUGACGUGAUGCUCGUGCCACCGUCCCAUUCAGCCGCUGUGUCGGGACCCUCCCUUUCAGACAGUGCUGUGUGUGAGCUGGUAGCGGGAGGACGGCGCCGCCGGAGCUGAGGUUCAACACCAGCCGGGGUGGGGGGGGGAUCAAUCAGCAACGAGACCCGGAUCGAUUUCCUGCGGCAAUGCGAAGAUGGCGAGAGUCCUCCACAACUUGCUGCUGUGUCUGCUCAGCCUGGCGCUGAGGAUCAGAGUUUGGGGCUACUGGUCGCUGGUUUAUGGUUACUGCGCUCUCUGCGCCACCGCGGCGCUUAUGAAACUUUGCUGGAACAUCGUGCUGAGGCCCACGGCCACCUUCCAGUGGGGGGUCCGUGAAACUCCCCCGGCUUGUCUGAAUGACACGUCCUUGGGAACUCAUUGUUAUGUUAGGAUCAAGGAGUCUGGCCUUCGGUUCCACUACGUCGCUGCCGGGGAGAGAGGAAAGCCCCUCAUGCUGUUUUUGCACGGCUUCCCUGAGUUCUGGUUCUCCUGGCGCUACCAGCUGCGAGAGUUCAAGAGCGAGUUCCGUGUGGUGGCCGUCGACAUGCGUGGCUACGGCGAAUCCGACCUGCCGCUCUCCCCUGAGAGCUACCACCUGGAUUGCCUGGUCACUGACGUGAAGGACAUCGUGGAGUACCUGGGGUACAGCAGAUGUUGCCUGGUAGGCCACGACUGGGGCGGAACGAUAGCCUGGCUGUUCGCCAUCCACUACCCUGAGAUGGUGACCAAGCUGAUUGUCCUGAACUGCCCCCACCCUUCUGUGUUCACAGACUACGCUCUGCGUCAUCCCAGCCAGCUGCUGAAAUCCAGCCAUUUCUUUUUCUUCCAGCUGCCUCGCUUUCCAGAGCUGAUGCUCUCCAUCAACGAUUUCAAGGCUCUGAAGUCUUUGUUCACCAGUCGAAGCACAGGGAUUGGGAGAAAGGGCCGGUGGCUCACUGCAGAGGACCUGGAAGCUUAUUUGUAUGCACUCUCACAACCAGGAGCUCUAACAGGAGCCCUCAACUAUUACAGGAAUGUCUUCAGCUCCCUCCCUCUGAGCCACAAACACGUCAGGUCUCCGGUGUUGCUGCUGUGGGGAGAACGGGACGCCUUCCUGGAGCAGGAAAUGGCCGAGGCCUGCCGGCUUUACAUCAGGAAUCACUUCCGUCUCAACAUCAUUUCGGGGGCCAGCCACUGGCUGCAGCAGGACCAGCCCGACAUCGUCAACACCCUCAUAUGGACCUUCCUGAAGGAGGGAGAGGGCCGCAAAAGCUACAGGAACUAAAGGCCACAGCAAAGCUUCCACCUGCUGCACCGUCUCCCUCCCCUCUCCCCUCGGUGUCCACCCCCCCACCCCGAGAAGCCUUGAAUAUGCCUGUGAUACCAAGCAACAUAGUGAUGAUGCAAUCAUUCUUUAAAUUUUUUCACAUUUUAGAUAUUUUUUAAAAGAAGGAGAGAAUCAAAGCACACCUCCCCGGUGAGGAUACUGCAGAGUACACACGUUUAAGGUAUAUUUUCUUGCACACGACAGCGACAUCCGCCUUAAAGUUUGUCGGUUACAGCAUUACAAAUGUGUGGCGAAGUCUUGUCUUUGUGACCUGUAUUGUGUGGUGCCUUUUAACUUCGGAGCCGUCGCGGUGUGAAGACGUCCCUGAGGCGUCGUCGUCCGCUGUACUCGCGUGUUUCACUGAGUCGCUCAGCUGUAUUUUGGGCACAGUUUCCUGGGAGCUCCACCUCCCAGGGCCCCGUUUAUCAGGUAGUUUUCUUUUUCUAUAUAGAUUUUGUUUUUCUUUCUCAGAUACUUGCUCAAAUGUAGAGAAUGUUACCAUGAUCUUCCUGUAUAGAAAUGUUAGUGAUGGUUGCCUGUUGUACUAUUUUGUAACUCUUCCUAAAACACUGCAUUUUGAAACUCACUGAGCCAGGUCCAAACUGUUUGAUUUUAUAAAUAAACCGAAUGAGUGUCAGUCUUUCAGAGUUCAAUGCUUCU
This is a messenger RNA of Cyprinodon variegatus (sheepshead minnow), 2055 nucleotides long. RefSeq names its product epoxide hydrolase 4 (gene ephx4). The transcript has 7 exons. The record is from RefSeq and is a predicted model, not a curated record. The coding region runs from base 244 to 1353 and encodes 369 amino acids. Lineage: Eukaryota; Metazoa; Chordata; Actinopteri; Cyprinodontiformes; Cyprinodontidae. Gene Ontology annotation, molecular function: hydrolase activity.